Molecule: messenger RNA, 920 nt
Organism: Capsella rubella
Lineage: Eukaryota; Viridiplantae; Streptophyta; Magnoliopsida; Brassicales; Brassicaceae
Product: cyclin-U4-1
Exons: 2
Coding region: 99-698 (199 amino acids)
Biological process (GO): regulation of cyclin-dependent protein serine/threonine kinase activity
Molecular function (GO): protein kinase binding
Source: RefSeq, a predicted model, not a curated record
ACACACGCCAUUAACAACAGAGCAAAAGCAACGAGAAGACCCUUCUUCUCUUCUUCAUAUCUCUCUCUCUUUCUCUUUCGUACACACAAAAAAAAAAAAUGGCGGAACUUGAGAAUCCAAGUGUAAUGUCGAAGCUAAUAGCAUUCUUAUCCUCAUUGCUAGAGCGAGUUGCUGAGUCAAACGAUCAGACCAGGCGAGUGACGACUCAGUCACAAAGGGUAUCGGUGUUCCAUGGACUGAGUAGACCAACCAUAACGAUUCAGAGCUAUCUCGAGAGGAUCUUCAAAUACGCUAAUUGUAGUCCUUCUUGCUUCGUCGUGGCUUACGUUUAUCUCGACCGUUUCACUCACAGACAACCUUCACUCCCCAUCAAUUCCUUUAACGUUCAUCGUCUCCUCAUCACCAGUGUCAUGGUCGCUGCUAAGUUCCUCGAUGAUCUGUACUACAACAAUGCGUAUUACGCGAAAGUGGGAGGAAUAAGCACGAAAGAGAUGAACUUUCUGGAGCUGGACUUCUUAUUCGGGUUAGGGUUUGAAUUAAACGUGACGCCAAACACAUUCCACGCUUACUUCUCUUAUCUUCAGAAGGAAAUGACUCUUCUUCAACCUCUCUCUCUCGUUGUUGUCCCAUCAUCAAGAUCUGUCAUUACCUUCAACGACGAUGAAGCUUCUCAUCAGAAACAGCAACUCGCUGUUUGAGUUUCACUACAAACUUCCAAAAAACAAAUCUUCCAAUCUUUCUUCUUUUUGUUUUGUCUCUUUUCCAAAACAUUUUCGCCUUUUUUUUAUAUAUUAUUAUGAAUUGUGUAGUUGUAGAUGAUGUAGAGAUUAGUCGGCAGGGCCUCUUAUCUUGUCUUAAUCAAUCUCCGAUUAAGAUCAUAAAUAAGAAAUCCAAAAAUCAAACCAGUGAGUUCUUGUCUA